Theileria parva strain Muguga is the source of this 3259-nucleotide messenger RNA. RefSeq names its product Importin-beta domain protein (gene IPO7). Gene Ontology annotation, biological process: protein import into nucleus. Gene Ontology annotation, cellular component: nuclear envelope; cytosol. Bases 64 to 3231 code for a protein of 1055 amino acids. Gene Ontology annotation, molecular function: small GTPase binding. The record is from RefSeq and is a predicted model, not a curated record. NCBI's taxonomy places the organism in Eukaryota, Apicomplexa, Aconoidasida, Piroplasmida, Theileriidae. The transcript has 6 exons.
GUAAAUCUCAUUUGUAUAUUAAUUUUAUUUAUUUCUAUUUAAUACAAUUUUAAUUACAGUAAAAUGGAUCACAUUGACGUCAAUAAUCACCAGCAUCUUGUUCAGGCGCUGGAAGGCUCAGUUUCUGCCGAUGACCAGUACCGGAAACAGUGCGAAGAAUAUUUGCUCAAAUUUUCGAGCACGCCAGGAUCAGUGGCUUCUCUGAUGAGGGUAAUGUCGAAUUUUCAGUGUGAUGAUAGUGUACGGCUGGCAGCCUCUAUUAGACUUAAGAAUCAUGUGGCGACCUUUUGGCAGAUCACAUCUGAAAUUGACCCCCCCGAACCCCCUCUUAUCGCAAGUUCAGACCGGACUUUUCUUCUGGACAAUUUGUACCUCUGUUUGGUAAGUGUGGGACCUUCUCAGAAGGGGAUUCGGAACCAGUGUUACGAGAUUCUGAGGCAUGUAAUGUUUAACGCUGAGAUAAACGAUAUGAAGAAUUUGUUGUCUUCAAUUUCUUCCGAUCUCGGGCAGAGAACUGACUCAGACCGUGUUUUAUGUUCUCUGUACUGCCUCAGGAAGGUCAUGACCAAGUAUGAAUAUCACGGAAGUGGCCAGGCAUCUGAAGUUAACGAAGUUCUUACUGCGUUCUUGGCACCACUUAUGGCGGUGGCACAAGAUGCAUCUAAAAUUGGUCUAGCCAAUGACGAAGCAGCUACUCUAAUUCACCUUGUACUAAAGAUCUACUUUUCAUCAGCACUACUAACAUCGCCAACAAUUCCUAUCCUCAGGGACUCAAUGCAACACUGGAUGACUCUCAUCAAGUACACCAUCACCGAAUUCACUAAAUGGCAACUUACCUGGAAUAAAAACGAUCUCGAUGUGACUCCAUUUUCUGAGUUGGGGAAUGAGGAUGAGGAAUUUCUGUCUAAACUUGAGCAGUUCAAGUGUUUGAAGUGGUCCAUGAGAAUACUCAAUCGCUUCAUUUCUCGACAAAACUCGUUCUCAGAUGAUGAAAACAGACAAAAAUUCUACUCACUCUUUAUCUCAAAUAAUUAUUCAAAUGAGCACUUGAUGCUGGUUCUGAACAUGCUGAAGCUGGAGUCGGAGUACAAGUUGACCUUGAACAAUCUGACCCACCACCUGUUGUGGUCGUAUUUGAGACACAGUCUGAAUUAUGAUUCACACUUCCACUACAUACUUAACGGGAAUCUGAGUCAGAUAAUAGGAGUGUACUGCCUGAACACGUUCAAGUACACCAAGGAGGAUAUUAGCAGUUACGAGGAUGACCCGGAGACGUUUAUACAGUCACUGUCUGAUGUGUGUUAUCAGUUUUACAGUAACCGAGGAAGUUGUUCGGACUUUCUGCGUGAUCUGGUUAAAACGUACCCUGAGGAAUCUUUGUCCCAGAUCAAACAGAUUAUUGGAGCGUGUUUCGAGAAUUCCGACAGCGCUGUACUCUACUCAACACUUUCAAUCAUAGGAUACGUGACGGACAAGCUUAUAAAGAAGACCCGACCCCCUCCGAACGCCUACACUGGCAAUAACCUCAAAUCAAUAAUUAAUAAGGAAAACAAGAAGAAGGUUAAACCAAACUACGAGCAUCUGCAAAUUGACGGCGAAGAGCUCCUAGAGCGCAAAGUGGUUAAUUUUCUUAACUCGGAGGAUGUUUGGAUCAGGACCAGAGCCGCCUGGCUGUGUGGCUGUGUUUUAAAACGCGCCUUCAACUUUAGGAACUUUGAAACCCUCAAAGGCAUUUACUUUAAGCUUCUAGAUCUCCUCGUGGAUCCAGAACUACUCGUCUCAGUCAUGGCGGCAAACGCAGUAAUUGAGCUCUUCAGAGUGGAUGAUGACAACUUCCAAGACCUCAUCGUUAAGUCAAUCUCAGUACUGCUUGAGCGUCUUUUCCUCCUAAUGGACAGAAUUGAGCUUGAAAGUGUGACUUCAGUACUUGGCGAGAUUGUCGACAAUUACUCCUUCGAAGUUAUCCCCUACGCCAAGGAUAUCAUCCUCAAUAUCUGCAACAAUAUUACCAAGAAUUUACUCAACCAAGAAGCUAACAUUAAAGUGGACUACGAAGAUGAUGAGAAGAUGUUGGUGCGAUGGAGUAUGUUGCAAACACUGAACACCAUAAUAAGAUUAUUGACCCCCACUGGGGGUAGGGAGAAGACAGGGAAGGUGAAAACUGAGGAGAAACUGGCCCUGGAGCUUAACAAUUACCUGAUCAUCAUCAGCACUAUUGUUAACCUGUUAAAGCUACUGUUUACCAGGCCUGAUGAGAAUUCGUUCGAUUACCUAGACGAGGCCUCGCUGCUUCUGGCAAACCUGGUCAAGCUGCUCGACAUUGCAUCGAUCAAGCAGCUUGUGCUUUCUUCAGGGUUUGGAUUCGCAAACUUCUGGCAGCUGUUCCUGGACCUGCUAAACCUGAUCAAGGUCCAAGGCUUCGAGUACGUGACGGACUUCGCAAUCUUGAGAGAUCCGCUGGUAGCUCUGGCCCACAGAGACUCCCAAGGCUUUGUUGCAAUACUCGAGGAUCUAUUCAGGAUCUGCAGUGAGGCCUCCGGAAACGGCUUCACAGACGAGGUCCACGAUGUGCUGUCAGACGCACUUGAAGUUAGUCUAAACACUGGAGCCAUGAACUCGAUAUUCGAUCGCCUGCUUCAGGACUCUUGUAAUCGACUAAUUUCACUCCUGAGCACCUUCAAGAAGCAGAACCUGCAUGAUCUGGCUCACAAUAACAUGCAAUUCAUGAGAUUAUCGUGUCUUUUACUCAUGUAUUAUUAUCAAAAUUCUCCAAAAUUACCUUCCAACCAAAACACCAUCCACAACAUUAAAAUGCUCACAGAUUUCAUAUUGAAGCACUCAUUGUAUUGUACUUGGAGAUUGGGAAGGAAGUAUUGUAUUUUAACAUGCUGUACAUUAAUAAAGAAUAAUGUAACAAAAGCCGAGAACACCUCGGUGGUUAACCUGCUUGUAACACUCCUGCAAAGCCUAAAGGCCUCAGAGGAGGAGACUCAAGAUGAGUACCAGUACUCAGACUCAGACUCAGAUUCUGACUCGUAUGACGAUUAUGAUGAUGAGUACACUGACGAAGACGACGAUUCAGAGUGGGAGGAGUACGAGUUUGAAGACUCACCACUGAAAAGCUUAAGUGAAGUCAAAGUUGCAAAACAACUCCUACUCUCGCUCAAUGAACCCUUCGAGCAGCAUCAACUCAGUGGUCAGCAACUAAUGACCUUUCUUAACACCAUUUGACAAUCCCUAAUCUACUUUUAUAUCCUUA